AUCGGUAUUACCAUAUCAAUUAGGGUUAAUGUGGCCGCAAAUCGACGGUAUUGGCCUCUGGGCGGUAUCCCACAGUGCACCACUGUGACCACUCUGGACAGCAAUCUGAACUCGGAUGCACUGGCCAGGUAGACAGGAAAAGCCCCGCGAACUUUUGAAUUUCAUUUCCUGUUUGGCCAGUGUGGAGCUGUGAUCAGCACAGGUGACCACGCAGAGCUCAUCAGCACAGGUAACAAUGCAGUCUCCUGAGAAUCGAAAAAGAGCUCCAGCAUGGACUGCAUGGGAGGUACUGGAUCUGAUUGCUAUAUGGGGAGAGGAGUCUGUGCUAAUAGAACUCCGUUCCAAAAGACGAAAUGAAAAAACAUUUGAAAAAAUUUCCAAGGCUAUGAUGGAGAAAGGCCACACCAGGGACUCAGUGCAGUGCAGAGUGAAAGUUAAGGAGCUCAGACAAGCCUACCAGAAAACCAAAGAAGCAAACGGAAGGUCUGGGGCAGGGCCAAAAACAUGCCGCUUCUACGCUGAGCUGCAUGCAAUUCUAGGGGUGUCCGCCACCACUACCCCACCCCUGUCCAUGGAUUCCAAGGCGGGGGUGGUAAUUUCAGCCAUGGCUGAGGAUUCUGUGGACAGGGAAGAUGAGGAGGAGGAAGAGGAGGACGAGCUUGCAGAGAGCACACAGCACUCCAUUCUCCCCAACAGCCAGGAGCUUUUUCUCACCCAGCCCUCCCAAGCCAGUAGCUCAGACAAUGAAGCCAUGGAAGCGACCUCUGCUGCAAAUUUUUCAAGCCUCCCUACUCCAUCCCGAAGGCUAUCUCAGAUAAGGCGGAGUUAAAAAAAGACACGAGACGAAAAGUUCUCGGAAAUCAUGGAAGUAACCCGCAAUGAAAGAGCUCAUCUGAAUGAGUGGAAGGACGUGGUAUCAAAUUACAGAAAAGACGCCUGUGAACGUGAGGACAGGAAGGACGCUCGAGAUGAGAGGUGGCGCCAGGAAGAUCAGAGAUGUAGACAGGAAGAUAUGCGGUGGUGGGAUGCAACACUGGGGCUGCUGCGUGAUCAGACUGAUAUCCUCUGACGUCUGGUGGAGCUUCAGG
Molecule: messenger RNA, 1088 nt
Organism: Gopherus flavomarginatus (Mexican gopher tortoise)
Lineage: Eukaryota; Metazoa; Chordata; Testudines; Testudinidae
Product: myb/SANT-like DNA-binding domain-containing protein 2
Exons: 2
Coding region: 236-829 (197 amino acids)
Source: RefSeq, a predicted model, not a curated record